Molecule: messenger RNA, 2757 nt
Organism: Seminavis robusta
Lineage: Eukaryota; Bacillariophyta; Bacillariophyceae; Naviculales; Naviculaceae
Source: the annotation of a GenBank genome assembly
AUGCGGGAGACUUCGUUGGAUGACCACGUAGACCACGCAGACAACAGCGCCUUGAAUGGCAGCCACUUUGCCCAUGACACGUCGCUCCGAUUGCUGCAGAAAGAUAUCGGCAAUCGUAGCCGCCAGCCGGAUGCUACAGCGACGACGAUGGCCAGCGAGUGUAGCCGAAAUGAAUUGGAAGAUGAAGCAGCGAGAAUCGGCCGACAGACUCACGCUGAUCGGGAGGAUGAAAGCAACACUACGGAUCAAGAAGAAAAGAAGUUAGAGGAUGAGACGAAAGAAGUUGGAGAUAUUUCCUUUCGUGAAGACCACACAACAUCAAAGAAGCGAGUAGACAUGGAUCAUGUGGAUUCCUCGGCGUCGAUCCGAAUCGAUGCUCCCCCGCCGUUGAAACACCCCAAUCAGAAGAACACUCGUCGACAUGGAGGACCCAAAGACUAUCUCCGCCGUAUGAAUCCAGGAGCAGCCGCCAAUACUCAGGCUUGUCCUCCUGUAGCUGGACCUCCCGGAGUGACAGUCCCCGGCGCUAGUUCAAGUGCACCCAAAAAAUCAGGAACCUCCUGGUGGGAGAGAGUCGUGGUCCAGCGAUCGAGCUAUGUGAUUGAGGAUUUGGUAGAACAAUACACAGCUGAUUCUUCCUUCUUGCACAGUGAACCCUUACCUGUGGCUUGGUUAGACCGGAUCGAAAUCGAAACUGGUGAACUACUCGGAGCUGGUACCUAUAGCAAUGUCUACAAAGUGAAAAAUCUUCAUCUCCUCCCUGACUUUCUCGGGGAUCAUUCAGAACAGAAUAAGCUUCGGCGAGAAUUGGAGGCAAACGAAAAAGUUGUUGAUGAGCCUACUAAGGGAGAUGCGGCCUCCUCACCAGCUGCCACAACAAAACCUAGCACUACAAGAUAUGCCAUCAAACACUUGAAAGCUGAGCUCCUUCAAAACUCCAAACUCUUUGAGGCUGCUGCGGCAGAUCUUUUGAUGGAAGGAAAGUUCCUCUCCCGCCUUUCUCACCCAAACAUUCUGCGGCUUCGCGGUAUGGCAUUGGGUGGGACUUCCACAUUUGCUGCUACAGGAUUGUAUGACAGUUACUUUUUGGUGGUUGACCAAUUGAAAGAAACUCUCAUUCAACGCAUUCAUCGAUGGAAGGUUCAAGGGAGCACCGACCAGUAUAGAUCCAGCAUGGUCCUGUACAAGCUCCGAUUGGCCGUCCAGGUCGCCAGCGCAUUGGCUUAUUUGCACGAAAGGCGGCUUGUGUUUCGAGAUCUGAAGCCACACAACAUUGGAAUUCGGGAGGAUGGAACCGUGCAGCUGUUUGAUUUUGGUUUUUGUCGUGAGCUCCCAAAUCCAGAUUCGUCACUGACGCCGGGGCAAGUCCCAUCCAGCGGCAGUGGGGCUCGUCGAAUGAAAUCGGCAAGCCAUGUUUCACUGUCGCCAAGCAAGAGUCCCGGUGCCGAUGAGGACGAAGAAGAAUUACUGUACUGCAUGUCGGGCAAGGGAACCUUGUUGUAUAUGGCGUCGGAGGUCCUUUCCAGCAGGUGCUACAACCAAAAGGCAGAUGUUUAUAGUUGGGCCAUGGUCACCUACGAACUCUUGACAUUGCAGAAACCUUUUGCCGUGGGUUCCAUCGAGCAGCACAAAAAGUCCGUCUGUGAACGAGGACAGCGACCACCUUUGCAUCAUUUGCGUUGGCUUUCGAUGGGCGUCAAAGAGCUGCUCCAACAUGCCUGGCAAGCAGAUGUUCAAGCUCGUUGGCACAUGAGAGAUGUAAAGGACUGCUUGGGAGAGCUCAUACUGGAAUUGGAGAGCAACCGAAUGGACUUUUCCAAAGAAGCAUCCUUCUCUUCGUACACUGCCGCUCCGAAUUCGAAAGGCUACCUCUGCCAAGGCAUCGAGCUUGAUGACAUCAUCCUGGAUUUCACAAACACCGUCCAGACACGUUAUGAUUACAUUGCCAAAUCGAUCUUCUGCCAGCCUGGCAGUCCGGCUCAUAUUAAGGAGUCCAAAACCGCAACAAGCGAAUCAAAUAUUGGAUCACGGGCAUCUGCGGCCUCCAAUUCCAAGUCUGUCGCCUCGAAGACACCCGUCUCGGUCGACAAGAAAAAAGAAGCUGCUGCCACCACAAAGAAGCCGGCAAAGGCGCCGAAAAGACCUCCCAGAGGUCGGCCCCGCUAUGAAGAACAGAAAGACCUAAGGUUCGCUGCAACCGCCGGCAGCAUCUCUACGGCAAUCUUUGGCCAUGCUACUACCCAGCGCCUGCCACAAACUUCUGAACGAUUCCUCAUGGCAAGUCUUUGCAUGAACUCAGUACGCUUGACAGCCGCCAAGAACAGGCGAGUGGCAGCGUCAACAGUGACGGUGCCUCAUUCAACGUACCCUCGAGCAGUUGCCCCAUCUUGGAACGCUGGACCUCAACCACAACUUCAAAGAGCGUCCAUGCAGAAAUUAGAACUGGAAUCGACAAUAGAAGUGACUGGCGAAAGUGCAGAGAGCACCAGCGUUCAGGACAAGUCGGGCGAGCUCGGCGGAAAACUGGAAACCAUCAAGAGCGAUGAUCCCAUCCUGGCCGAACGAGUAAAGAACGACAACCUGCAAACAAUCCAAAGCGAGGAUGGCUACGAAGAUGUGUCGCUGGAGGAACGAGGCAGCAAAUCCCAUGGUGACAGUGCACGAGCACAGGAGACCGAAAGGAAAGGGCCAGACGAAGAACCGUCAAAACAUCAAGGUGCUGGUCAACCGUACGUUGCCUCCACCGCAUCGGUCUAG